UAGUGGGAGAAAAGGAGUAAUAAAGCAUUCUCGAUUACGAAAGAUAGCCUACUCUUCUUCUCCUCUCCGGAUUGGAAGUUGCUGACCAUUUUAUUAAAACUUGCGGCUAUCAAGAGCUCAGUGAUCAAAUCUCUUCGCCAUGGACGUGAAGCAAGUUCUCUGCAUGAGCAAAGGAGACGGAGAACAUAGCUACGCUCGUACCUCCACCCAUACGCAAAAGAUUGCGUCUUUGGCAAAGCCCACGAUAGCGAGCGCAGUUGAUUCUCUGCUCGAGGAAGGUUUCUUCCCGUGCCAGCACCUGAAUGUGGUCGAUUUAGGCUGCGCUUCGGGUCCUAGCGUGGUGACCUUCAUGUCGGCCGUCAUCGAGAGUGUGCGGGAGAAGUGCGCACGCUCGAACCGCCCGACGCCCGAAUUCCAAUUUUAUCUGAACGAUCUUCCCGGGAACGAUUUCAACACGCUGUUCAAAAGCUUGUCCAACUUCUCGCAAGACUACGAAAGCUUGUCGUGCUUCGUAAUGGGGGCUCCGGGAUCUUUCCAUGGAAGGCUCUUCCCUAGCAACUGCUUGCACCUCGCUCAUUCCUCCUAUAGCGUCCAUUGGCUAUCUCAGGUCCCGAAUCUCACGAGCGAAGAAGGCUCCCCGUUGAACAAGGGAAGGAUCUACAUCUCGGAGACCAGCCCCCGCGUGGUGAAGGAGGCCUACUUGGCUCAGUUCCGAGCAGAUUUCUCGACAUUUCUGAAGUCCCGCGGCAAAGAGAUGGUCGAUAAUGGUCGCCUCGUGCUAAUACUCAACGGGAGGGAAGAUAAGGACUUUGCGAGCCUAGACGGCUACUUCAUUUGGGAAAAACUUGGAGAGGCAAUCGCGGAUUUGGUUUCAGAGGGUUUCGUCGAGGAAGAGAAGCUGGACACCUUAAACGUGCCGUACUACACGGCAUCUUCAGAGGAAGUUCGAGGCAUAGUCGAUGAAGAAGGGUCCUUCCGGAUCGAACACAUAGAGAUAAUGAAGAUCGACAGAGCCUCGCCGGGCGAGGAUCCUCAUAGCAGAGGAAGGAAGGCGGCUUCUCAUGCCAGAUCCUUCACCGGUUCCAUAAUCUCGCACCAUCUUGGCGAGGGGAUCAUGGACAAGCUCUAUGGCGAGAAGCUUCCCAUUCUCAUAGGUGAUGAUUUGGCUAAGGAAAGGAGGAUGGGAGUGAGCAUAGUUGUUGUGCUCAAAAAGCACGUCCCAUGACUCAGUGUUGGUCUCCGUUACCAAGU
Rhodamnia argentea is the source of this 1251-nucleotide messenger RNA. RefSeq names its product 7-methylxanthine methyltransferase 1-like. The coding region runs from base 140 to 1225 and encodes 361 amino acids. The record is from RefSeq and is a predicted model, not a curated record. Gene Ontology annotation, molecular function: S-adenosylmethionine-dependent methyltransferase activity. NCBI's taxonomy places the organism in Eukaryota, Viridiplantae, Streptophyta, Magnoliopsida, Myrtales, Myrtaceae. The transcript is spliced from 4 exons. Gene Ontology annotation, biological process: methylation.